GACAGCUGCGUUUUAUGAGUUCUUCGACACUCUUCUUCUCUCCUCUCUCCGAAUGCGAAGCAGAGAGCCAGAAGCAGUAAAACCCUAGUGGAAUAAUGGUGAAGCUCACGGCUGAUUUGAUCUGGAAAAGUCCUCACUUCUUCAAUGCCAUCAAGGAACGAGAACUGGAUCUACGAGGUAACAAGAUUCCUGUAAUCGAGAACUUGGGUGCUACUGAGGACCAAUUCGAUUCAAUUGACCUGUCUGAUAAUGAGAUAGUCAAGCUAGAAAACUUUCCAUACCUCAAACGCUUAGGAACUUUGAUCAUAAACAACAAUCGGAUCACCCGAAUAAAUCCUAAUCUUGGAGAAUUCCUACCGAAGCUUCACUCUUUGGUUCUGACAAAUAACAGGCUUGUGAAUUUGGUUGAAAUUGAUCCCCUUUCCUCCAUUCCAAAGCUGCAGUACCUUAGUUUAUUGGAUAAUAAUAUCACCAAGAAGCCAAAUUAUCGCCUUUAUGUGAUUCACAAGCUGAAAUCACUACGAGUGCUGGAUUUCAUAAAAGUCAAAGCCAAGGAGAGAGCUGAAGCUGCGGCUUUGUUUUCAUCCACGGAAGCAGAAGAGGAGGCUAAGAAGGUUUCUCAGGAGGAGGUUCAAAAAGUCUCAGAUACUACAGAACAACCAGAGACUCCGAAGGUGGUGGCCCCAACACAGGAACAAAUUUUAGCGAUCAAGGCUGCAAUUAUCAACUCCCAGACGAUAGAAGAAAUUGCCAGACUCGAACAGGCUUUGAAGUUUGGCCAGGUUCCUGCAGGCCUGAUAAUUCCUGAUCCUGUUCACUCCAACGUAGCCACAAAAGACGGGAAGCCUGCCUCUGGGGGUAAUGACGGUUCUGGUCCUAUGGAGGAAUAGAAAGCGUGGCAGUUGCUCCUGCAAUCGUGGUAGCAGUCCCGGCUCUAACCAUGCAAAUCAUGUUUGUAAUUGGUCCAACGCCCAGAUUUUAUAUGUUGUUUAUGUUUCAAAAUUUGAUUAGAAAAGAAAAGGCACAUUUAUCUUU
Molecule: messenger RNA, 1035 nt
Organism: Eutrema salsugineum
Lineage: Eukaryota; Viridiplantae; Streptophyta; Magnoliopsida; Brassicales; Brassicaceae
Product: U2 small nuclear ribonucleoprotein A'
Exons: 8
Coding region: 96-890 (264 amino acids)
Biological process (GO): mRNA splicing, via spliceosome
Molecular function (GO): protein binding; U2 snRNA binding
Source: RefSeq, a predicted model, not a curated record